CUAGGUUAUGAGUAUUAUGGGCUGCCUGGAAUUCACCAGCUAGCCAGUGGAGAGAAAAAUAUCUAACGGUAGAUAGAAGUAAACAUGGAGCUGUCGGCUGUCGGGGAGAGGGUGUUCGCUGCUGAAUCCAUCAUCAAACGCCGGAUAAGAAGAGGUCGAUUGGAAUACCUUGUGAAAUGGAAGGGCUGGUCUCCGAAAUACAGCACAUGGGAACCGGAGGAAAAUAUAUUGGACUCCCGCCUCUUCGUUGCUUUCGAAGAGAGAGAACGUGAGAGGGAGCUCUUUGGACCAAAAAAGAGGGGACCUAAACCGAAGACAUUUCUUCUGAGGGCUCAAGCUAAAGCUAAGGCCAAAACUUACGAAUUCCGGAGCGAAGCGACAAGGGGAAUUCGGGUUUCGUUUCCCAACCCGGAGCCUGUCAUUACCCCCAGAGCCCGGGAGGGGCUACGGGCCGUGGUGCCCACCAUCUUCCCCCCCAGCACUGUCAACCGGGGGGAGAGCGUACGGAUCCGCCCCGCGGACCCCGUGCGGGAGCAUCGGCCCUCCGGGGGGCCCAAGAAGAGAGGCCCCAAACCAAAGCUGCGCUUCAAAGACGCUCUGAAUAGCGGCCCGGUCCCGGAGCCCGCCAAGCGCCGGUCUGAAGAGCAGAUGACGUACGGGCCGGUCAAGCUGGGCAAGCACGCCCCCCCCGAGGGGGAGAAGGCCGGCUCUGAGAUGAGGGUGAUUAAACUGGCGCGGAGGCACCAGGAGGAUCCCGGCUACGGCCAGAAGCAGACGAGGGCCGUGCCCGGCGGAAGCAUUCACCACUACAGUCUCGACAGGAACAUGUACAUGCACAGAGCUGGACUGGACAUGCAGAACGCCAGGACUAAGGAGUGCCCGGCUGCCAUGUCCCCUCCGCAGCCCCGGCUAAAGCACUUGUCGAAAAAUAGCGUUUACCGACCUGAGAGUCCUCCGAGGGACAAGCCCUCUCUUGUUGCCAAAAUCCCAGUCUCCAGGAUUCUUGGGGAGCCCGAUGAAGAUUCCUGGAGCCCUUGUCUGAGCAACGUGGAGAAAGUGGUGGUGACGGACGUGACCACAAACUUUUUAACAGUGACCAUCAAAGAGAGCAGCACAGACCAAGGCUUCUUCAAAGACAAAAGAUGAUUCUUUUGAUUUUCUUUCAUGAUUUCGUUUUUAAGAAUUAUUUUUGUUGGGGAGGAAAAAAAUCAAAACAAAAACAUCAUUUAACAUUUCAAAUGUUUCUAUGUGUAUAACUGUACAGGAAAAAAAAAAGAUAUAUAAAUUUGUGUGUAUGUAAAUGUUAGACGUGUAUUUAAUGUAAAGACCAAAUUAAAUGAAGUCCUUAGACUGUGUAUAUAUUAUAUACAUAUAUACAGGCAUAUAUCUUUUGUGAAGGAUUGCAUGUGAAACAUGUUGGCUUUAUGCGAAUUUGUAUGUGCACACAAAUGCCGAUAUUGUAUCAUGAUUGCUGUUUAGAAUCGGGAGUAUAAUUUGUUCAAGCAAGAUUGCGGCAUAUGACGGAAAUAUCCUUGAUUUAACCAAUUGAGAUUGCAGAUCAAAAAAAACAAAAAAAAGACCGUUAAUUUUUGUAUUAUGCAAUGUAUGAUGUAUUAUGCGAUUCAUUUGUAUAGCUAAUAAGGAAAACACUGGAUUAUGAAACGUGUGUUAAUUAUAAAGUGGCCAAGGAUUCCUGUUUGGAUUAAAUGUGGGCAAACAUCUUUAAGAUGUUUCAUCCUUGAUCUGCAUAUUCAUCCGUUCUAUGUGAUGGCAUAUUUGAGCUCUCAGUGUUGCCUAUACGAGUCAAACGAGGCAAAAAAGUGUGUAUUGCUAAAACUUAGUAUGCUUAUACUCAAAGAGGGGAUCUCCUCGUUUUAACUAUUAGAAGGUUUUGUCAUUCAACUAUAUUAGGUUACAGCUACCAGAGUUAUAUAUUUUAAGAGGUCAUAUACAUAUCAUGAAACACUUGUCUUUAGGUGAAAGAUUAGAGGCACCUGUUUUUUAUUCUUGUCGCUUGAUGAAAUGUGCAUUGGUGGUUCCGAACCCUUUAAAUGCUUAAAAUGGGCCUAUGUAUAACUACUAGCAGUGCGGAUGUUAACCCGCAACUGACGUAAACGGCUGUAAUUUUGCUUAUGAGCCACGUUGUAGUAAAUAUUUCUGCAAAUGUACUGUGAAUUUAAUUGUAGUGUUUUGUUUAACAUGCUCUAAAGGUCUACUAAUCAAACCGACCAUUUUCUGAGAUCAUGCAUGGAUUUAUACGCACUGCUUUUAUAUUUUUUUAAACGCAUAUGUUGACUGGGGCAUUUUGAUUCCUUUGUAGAGCGUCAGUCUCUCUGUCGGUGCGUUUAAUUUCGCUAUGGAAAAGUGCGUUGUUGAAGAAUUCGUUUAAGGACAUUUUUAUUACCGCUUCAAUGAUUCUUCAGGCUUUGAAUAAAAAGUGGCAUGGAAUCAAGAAAUGUUUAAAUAUUAAAAUGGCCCCGAAUAUUUCUGUUCGUUUUAUUAUGUCUAUGUUUUUCCCCCUCCACAUUUUUAGAACAUUCUAAUGGUUUCAAACGUAAUUAAAUUAAAGCUCACCUUGUAAUAGUGUGGGCUCAAUAUACUUUUAUAUUAUUAGCAAGCCCUCGUUUUCUUUGGACAGUUGUUGGUAGGGAAGCAUCUCAUGUUAAUGCGCUUUGGUAAUCCCUUCGCCUGCGGUAGACAUAAAUAAUGUGUAGAUUAUGGCACGAGUCGAAUAUGGGUUAAAUUUUAUCGUCAUUUCACUGGCUAUAUGUAUAAACACACGACUGAAUUCGUAGAAAGGCAUGGUCGCUAUAGCUGCAUACACAAAUAUCUUGCUUUUUGAUAGACAGAUGGCGUGGAAAGGAAACAAAAAAUUGGUAGGUAAUAAACUAUUAGCUACUGCUUUAUAUUAUGUAAAGCAGACGUUGAAUCCCGUCCAAUCUACAUUUUCCCCUAACCUUGGCUUCUACUUCAAUGCAUUAUUAUUAUUAUUAUUAUUAUUAUUAUUUUAUUAAUUUUCCACAAACGUUUGGCGAUUUCAGCUGCCAUAUGGCUAAUUCAUUCGCCAAACUGUUGAAUAAAAGUGCAUGGAUCUUGUACUUGGUCGCGUCCGAAGAAACGCCGUUUCGCCCGAAAUUCAGUCCAAUUCUUGCAGCAACUGACUGACGUGGCUAGGCUCUCUUCCAAUCAGAAUGGGGUCUUCAUUUAAUGGUAUAUUAUGUGGACCUAGUCAUUACUGCGGUUACGACUAUUUGGUCACGGGCAUUAUGCGUUAUUAACAAUUUCUUGAGAGGUCGAAUGUGACAGGCCAUUAAGAAUAAUAACGUUGAACACGUGUACAAUUAGCCUACAAUAGGGGUAACAAUGAGAUAGCAUUGGUGUAGUUUUCUAUUUUUGGCUGUGACAGUACGUCGUAUAAACGUGGAACAAAUUUGAUAGUAGCCUACCAAUAUGCUAUUUGAUUUCGUUUAAAUGGAUCGACUGGACAAAUUGUCGAACAAGUGGAAUAAGGGUGGUUGGUGGUGUUAUGCGCAAGUAGGGCUAUAUGUUUUUAUUAGAUACAUUAUGCGAUGAGUAUUUCUAGAGACUGGUCAGGUUCACGAUGAGUUAUGUCCAUUAAGUUUGAGCCUUUAUACAUAAUAUGGUACUUGUCUAACCUAUCUUCACUGCGACUGUGCCUAAUUUUACUAGCAUAUAUAGCAUAUAUAAUAGGUUUUAAAUAUUAGAUUUAGCUAUUUCCCAAUAAAGCAAUCAAAUCUGUUGACAUAGAUAGCAUCGUAACGUUUUCAAGUUGAAGAUAGUGGGAAAUGUGUUGGAUGGCUACAGGGCAGGGCAGACUUUCAAUGACAGCAAUAUUAUCAUGCAGGACGGCGCACAAUAGCUUACAUAGUUUUGUGGCUGACUGACAUGACAACGUUUAAUUAAUUAUAACAACAAAAACGCAGUCAAAUGAAAAGCAGAUGAAAAGGACACUAAUCCUACGAUGAGGCAUUGUGUUGCACACAGAAAUGUCAAAAUCUCGUGAAUCUAAACACUAUUCUCCUGAUAAGCAAACGGCGAUUUGUUGUCUAGCCUAUUAAAGUUAACUUCAUUACUCGU
This is a messenger RNA of Conger conger (European conger), 4098 nucleotides long. RefSeq names its product chromobox protein homolog 8-like. The coding region runs from base 85 to 1146 and encodes 353 amino acids. The record is from RefSeq and is a predicted model, not a curated record. The transcript has 5 exons. NCBI's taxonomy places the organism in Eukaryota, Metazoa, Chordata, Actinopteri, Anguilliformes, Congridae.